Entrophospora sp. SA101 is the source of this 257-nucleotide messenger RNA. The record is from the annotation of a GenBank genome assembly. Lineage: Eukaryota; Fungi; Glomeromycota; Glomeromycetes; Entrophosporales; Entrophosporaceae.
AUGAUGGCCAUAACCUUCAUAUACAAAACAAUGUCUCAGGGUGGGCUACAGCAAUAAGUGUGGAGCUCUCAGGAUAUACAGCUGAUGGAACUCGUAAGGAUCUGGGGACUACAAGUGCAUUUAGUGAUAGUUCGGCUAAUAAAUUUAUAGGUGCUGAUAUAGUCAGAUUCGAUGCUGAUUAUAUACUCAAUCCUAGCCCAACUGAAGAUAAACGGCAAAAAUUCAUUAAAAACCCCGAAGCUCGACGAAAACGGUGA